Molecule: messenger RNA, 6948 nt
Organism: Clarias gariepinus (North African catfish)
Lineage: Eukaryota; Metazoa; Chordata; Actinopteri; Siluriformes; Clariidae
Product: GRIP and coiled-coil domain-containing protein 2
Exons: 23
Coding region: 134-6562 (2142 amino acids)
Biological process (GO): late endosome to Golgi transport
Cellular component (GO): Golgi apparatus
Source: RefSeq, a predicted model, not a curated record
UCUUGUUGCUGUUUUGCCUCGACAGAGAGCUGAGUGUGGGGCAAAACACUAAUACACACACACACACACACACUGAAUGGUGUGUUAAAGCUUCAUUUUAGACUGCGGAUAGAGUAACGUGUGGGCUGAAGAGAUGGAGAAGGAACCGGAUCCUGAGUGUGGCAGCUCCGCCUCCUGCAUGAGCACUGGCAAAUCUAAGCUGGACACACUCGCCAAAGAUGACCUCAUUAAAUUUGCAAAGAAGCAGAUGGCUGCAAUGCAGAAGUUAAAGUCUAAGUGUGCAGGUUUAGAAGAGAAAGUUGAAGCGCUGAAGGUGAAUCCUGGUGGGACGUCUAAUGAUUCUGUGAUAAAGGAGCUGACUGAGCGAAUGGAUGCUGUGUUGCUGGAGAAAGCAGAGACUCAACAGAUGCUUGUUUUACUUCGUAAAGAAAAUGAAACGCUGAAAAACCAAAGAGAAGAAUCGGUGGAGAAGGUGGCUGCUCUCCAGGAGAAACUGCUUCAUGCUGAGAUCGACCACACUGAAAAGAUAAAACACUUGGAAGAACAGUUUCAAAACUCAGAAACAAAGUACAGAGAGGAAUUGGAGGCUUUAAAAAAAGUAGCAAGUGAAAAUGAAGAAAUCCAGCGACACAGACUUCAGGAAGACUUUAAUGCUAAUAUUGAAAUGGUUCGUCAGGAAUAUGAGCGCAAGAUAUCUGACUUGGAGCAGAAUCUGGAAUUGACUAGAAAGGAAUUGAAAACUGAGAAUGAAGGCCUCCAGGAAACUCAUCACAUAACUCUCCAGUUAAAACAGGAAGAGAUUGAGAAUCUUCAGGAGACGAUUUCAAAGCUGAGCAAACAGCAUGAAGAUGAGGUCAGUUACCUGGAAGAGCAGCUGGAAAUCAGUGCUGCAGACUUCGACAUAGAGAGGGAGAGGCUUUUGCAAAUGCAGGAAGAGCUUUCAGAGCAAAUGGCACUGAAGGAGACCUACCUCCAGGACGUUCAAGAGGAAGAAGAAGACCUCAAUAGAAGAACCCAGAAGCCAUCAGAAUCGAUGGAGGCACUGGAUUCCUCAGACCCAGAGAAUGAAAUGGACAGAUUGAGAUUAGCAGUGCAGGAUUUACAGUCACAAAACACAAUGCUUAAUGAGGAGCUCACCUUCCUCACUAAUGUGAAGGCUGCGCUUGAGGGUGACCUGAAACAUUUAAAGGAGGAGUUCAGCAUGGAGAGGGAAGAGCUGGAGUUCAAGAUCAAUGAGCUGCAGAUGACCAAAGAAGAAGGUGAGAUUUGUCCUGAAAAGGAGCCUGACGAUGUUACUAUUGCAAAAGAGACUAUAAGUCUUGAAGAACAUAAUCAGAUUCUUCAAGGAUUGAAAGAGUCACACAAAACAGAAAUGAAAGAACUAGAGACUCAUCUUGCAUCUUCUAAUGAACGUGAAAAAGAGGUGAUCGCUCAAGAGGCUCAGGAUCUCCAAAACAAGUGUAGGGUGCUUUCUGAGGAGAAAAACGCUGUUGUGGAUGAAUAUGAGCACACAAAGGAGAUCCUGAGGAACAUUGAACUGGAGCUUGGAGACCGAACGUCAGAGUUUGUAAAGAAAUACAAUGCCAUGAAGGAGCAGGCCGCAGUUUCAGUUCAGGAAUUGGAGGAAAAGCUCAGGGAGAAGGACGAUCUAAUCGAGAAACUGGAGUGCACACAAAAGGAAAUGCAGGAAACUUUAGAGCAAAAACCUCAGCAUGAGCAGAACGUUGCUCCAGAGGACAAAGACGUCCACGUUAUAAUGAUGUCAGACACAGAAAACCUGAUGACACUUGAUGACGUAGUAAUAUACAUAGAAAAAAUACAAGAGGAGUGUAAGAAUACAGGUGUGGACACAGCCCGGGUCACACUCGAGAAGUUGAAGGACUUGUCAGGGGCUUUGCAAGGUGCUUUAGAUGAGAGGAAAUGUCUGAGGAGUUCUGAAUCAGAGUUGGAGAGCCGUCUCUCUCAUGAAAAAGAUCAACUGGCCAAGGACUUGGCUCUGUCGAAUGAGGAAAAGACUGAGCUACAGAGAGCACACCAGUCUGCAUCGCACGAGCUGGAUGCUCUCAGAAAGGACCUGGAGAUUAGUGAGGAAAAACUUUCUGAGGCACGAAGGCAAGUCUGCUCUGUACUUGCACAGAAUUACACUGUAAAAUUACACGAAGAUGAGGACAUCUCCACACUGCUGGAGCACCUUCUGUCCAGAGUUCAAGAAGAGAAAUCUGCCUGUAUUGUGUUGGAUGAGGAAAAGGCUAAACUCGAAAAAGACCUGGGAGCUCUGUCUGAAGAGAGGCUUGCUCUCAAGAAGGUUCUUGAAGAUAUUGACCGAAAACUCUCUGAAACACAAAAACAUGUGUGUGAAAUAUUGGAGCAGCACUUUUCUGUAAACACAGUGGACGAGGAGGACAUUAGUGUACUGCUUAAUCAUCUCGUGUCCAGCAUUCAUAAGGAAAAGAAGAGCUACAUGAUGUUAAAUGAGGAGAAGAUUAAGUUACAAGGAGACCUGGUGAACAUGGUUGAGGAAAGAGAUGAGUGGAGGAGGUGUGUGGAAACCCAUGAAGGUAAACUUUGUGAUGCACGGAAGCGUGUGUGUGAAAUUCUGGAGCAGAACUACGCUGUAAACAUGGAUGAACAACAGGACCUGUCCAUACUGCUGGAGCAUCUCCUGUCAAGAGGUCAGGAAGAUAAAUCAACCUGUAUUAUGUCAAAUGAGGAAAAGUUGAGAAAGUUAGAGAAAGACCUGCAAUCUCUGUCUAAAGAGAGGAAUGAUCUUAAGAAGGUUCUUGAAGAUAGUGGAAUAAAGUUCUCUGAAACACAAAAACGUGUGUGUGAAAUAUUGGAGCAGCACUAUGCUGUGAACACGGUGGGCGAGGAAGACCUUAGUGUACUGCUUAACCAUCUCCUUACCAGCAUUCAUGAAGAAAAAAAGAGCUACAUGAUGUUAAAUGAGGAGAAGAUUAAGUUACAAGGAGACCUGGUGAACAUGGUUAAAGAAAGGGAUGAGCUGAGGAGGUGUGUGGAAACCCAUGAAGGUAAACUUUGUGAUGCACAAAAGAGUGUGUGUAAAGUUCUGAAGCAGACCUACUCUGUGAACAUGGAUGAAGCUGAGGACAUCUCUGUCCUGCUGGAGCAUCUCCUGUCAAGAGGUCAAGAAGAAAAAUCAACCUGUUGUGUAUUAAAUGAGAUUAAGGCAAAGUUGGAAAAAGAUCUGCAAGCUCUGUCUGAAGAGAGGAAUGAUCUCAGGAAGGUUCUUGAAGAUAGUGAAAGAAAACUUUCUGAUACACAAAAACAUGUUUGUGAAAUAUUGGAGCAGCACUACGCUGUGAACAUGGUGGGAGAGGAAGACAUUAGUGUACUGCUUAACCAUCUCCUUACCAGCAUCCGUGAAGAAAAACGGAGUUACAAUGAGGAGAAGAUGAAACUACAAGGAGACCUGGUGACUGUGGAUGAAGAAAAGGAUCAUCUAAAGAGGUGUGUGGAAACCCAUGAAAGGAAUCUUUCUGAUGCACGGAAGCAUGUGUGUGAAAUUCUGGAGCAGAACUACGCUGUAAACAUGGAUGAACAACAGGACCUGUCCAUACUGCUGGAGCAUCUCCUGUCAAGAGGUCAUGAGGAAAAAUCAACCUGUAUUGUAUCAAAAGAGGAAAAGGCAAAGUUGGAAAAAGAUCUGCAAGCUCUGUCUGAAGAGAGGAAUAAUCUUAGGAAGGUUCUUGAAGAUAGUGAAAGAAAACUUUCUGAUACACAAAAACAUGUUUGUGAAAUAUUGGAGCAGCACUACGCUGUGAACACGGUGGGCGAGGAAGACAUUAGUGUACUGCUUGAACAUCUCCUUACCAGCAUCCGUGAAGAAAAACGGAGUUACAAUGAGGAGAAGAUGAAACUACAAGGAGACCUGGUGACCCAUGAAAGGAAUCUUUCUGAUGCACGGAAGGGGGUGUGUAAAAUUCUGGAGCAAAACUACUCUGUGAACAUGGAAGAAGAACGGGACGUGUCUGUGCUGCUGGAUCGUCUUCUGUCAAGAGUUCAAGAAGAAAAACUAGUAUUAGCACAGCAGCUGGAUGGGAAAGCAGUACAACACCAGCAGGCUGAGGUCACUGAUGCUGGGUUCCUCCAGACGACCAGUCGAAAUGAAGUUCUGUCAGAUACUGUAAAUUCGCAAGGGGACCAAAAUCAACAGGUUGAAAUGUCGGGAAGGUUGGUGGGCCAGGAACGGGAAGAAUCUGCAGUUGAAGGAGGCGCUCAGGAGACUGAUGACAUGAAAAGCCUCCAGCAGAAGCUGAGUGAAAAAGAGUCCAUAGUGGCUCAUCUAAAGGAAGAACUUUCCCUGUUACAGGAAUCCAAGCUAUCUACUCUCAACGAAAAUAUGAGACAAAUGGAAUUUUUAGAAAAAGAAAGCAAAGAGAAAGAAGAACGUUUAAAUAAAUUCAAGGCUGUAGCUGUGAAAGCAAGGAAGGAACUGGACUCCAGCAGGAAAGAGGCAUCCAGAUUAAAAGAGGAAUUGGAGGCUUUAAGAGUCGAAAAAGACAAAAUGUCAGACUCCAUGAAGGCCAUCAUCCAUGGUGCAGAAUCCUACAAGAAUCUUAUGAUUGAUUACGAUAAGCAAACUGAGCUGUUAGAUAAAGAGAGAGAGAAACUGGAGGCAUCAGAGAAAUUGGUUGUUGACUUGAACAAACGUCUGCAUGCAGCUGUUGAGCAGCAUCAGCAGCUCUCUUCUGAGAGAGAAGACCUGAAGGCUCAUAUCGAGACUCUCCAAAGUAAUGUUCGACAGCUGGAGGCACAGGCUCUGGAGAUGCACAAACUCAAAUCCACAUUGGAGAGAGACCUGGAAGCAGAACGACUUUUAAAGGAGCAAAAAACAAAGGAGCAUGUGUGUGCAGUGAAGGAAGUCGAGGAGCUCCAAAGUUUUCUACAGAAACAGAAACAACAUUUGCAGCAGACAGAGCAAGAGCUGGAGCAGCUCAGGAAGGACGCCCAGCAGAGCACUUUGUUGGACAUGGAGAUGGCAGAUUAUGAGCGGCUGGUCAAAGAGCUCAACCUGCAGCUCUAUGAGAAGGACAGACUACUGGAAGAGCAGGAACGGCAAACACAAGCUCAGAGAGAGAGGGAGGAGAAACUCAACCAGGAGAUAGAGUCUUUAAAGUCGCUCGUGGACGUCGGAGAGGAGAAGACCGCUAAGGUUAAGCAGCUGCUCGUGAAAGCCAAGAAGGAUUUGGCAGACGCCAAAAAAGAAGAAGCAUCUCAGAUGAUCGCGCAGUCUUCUCUGAAAGGGGAAUUAGAGAGCAUUCAACAGCAGCUGGAAAAUUACAAGAUUCAGUCUAGUGAACUGACUGCAGAUCGGCACAGACUUCAGGAGCAGCUAAAGGCACUGAAUGAUCAACAUCAGAAGUCAGUCACUUCCUACCAUACCCAAGUGACCACAUUGCAGAAUGAUCUAAGCACUACAAAGGCUGACCUUGAGUCCGUAAAGUCUGAGUACAACAGUUACAAGGUACGAGUACAUAAUGUGCUCAAGCAGCAGAAAAAUAAGAGCUCUACUCAAAGUGAUGGUGAUUUUUCCAAACAGGAAAGGGAGAACAUGGAGACCAUGCUGGAGCAGUUGAGGUCCAAACUGCAAGAAAGUCAACUUAAUGCACAGAGCUGCAAUGCUGAACUGCAGCAGCUUCAGACUGAAUAUGACACACUUUUGGAGCGUCACAACAAAAUGUUGCAGCAGACCAUCGCUAAAGAGGCUGAACUGAGAGAGAGGUUACUGUCACUGCAUUCAGAGAAUGUAGCUCUAAAAUCCGAGCACAGCCAGUCAGUUGCGCAGCUAACGGCACAAACAGAAACCUUACGUAGUAGCUUCCGUGAUCAGCUGCACCACCUACAGGAUGAACAUCGCAGCACGGUAGAGACCCUGCAGCACCAGAUCAACAGCCUGGAGAAUCAGCUGUUCCAGCUGCAAAAAGAGCCUGCAACAUCUGCCGCUCAGCAGCCGAGCAAGAAGCCAACGUCGGAUAGGAAGCUUGCAGAUCUGCCUUUGUUUGAGAUGGACAUGGCACGAGAGGAAGGUGAGGGAAUGGAGACGACGGAGGCCGAGUCUCUCUCCACAGCAGGGACGCCCCCACCCAGUCUCGAGCAGCUCCUCUCUUCACCUGACCCCAAACACGAGCCCUUUGUGUGGCAGGUGGAGCCGACAAAGGAGGAACUAACUAACAAACUGAGCACAGCCACACGCAGUAUGGAGCACAUGAACAGCCUGCUGCAUGAGAGUGAAGCCACCAACGCCAUCCUCAUGGAGCAGAUCAGCCUCUUGAAGAGCGAGAUGCGACGUCUGGAGCGGAAUCAGGAGCGUGAGAAAUCCGUUGCCAACCUGGAGUAUCUAAAAAACGUGUUGCUGCAGUUCAUCUUCCUUCAUGCUGGCAGUGAGAAGCAGGCGCUGCUGCCCGUCAUACACACCAUGCUGCAGCUCAGCCCUGAAGAGAAGAGCAAACUGUCUGCAAUAGCACACGGUGAAGAAGAGGCUGCAGCAUCUAGAGGAUCCGGUUGGACUUCCUACCUUCACAGCUGGUCUGGGAUCAGAUAAGCAUCUGGAACCUCAACUCUGUACUGUCUGUAUGAUUCUACUAAAAAACAAUAAGGGGUCAUCUGUAUUUUUUUUUUUAAGAAUAUUUUUUAUUAUUCUUGUAAAGUACGAAGUUGACUUGUAAAAUUAAUCAAAAAAAUCAAUCCAAAGAUCUCACAUUUUCUGUAAACAUGUCUUAAUUAGCUUUCCCUGUUAUAUGUGAAGAAAACACCUGAUUAAUAUGUAAUAUCUAAAGCUAUAAUGAUUUAUAAAUAAGCAAAAACAGUGAAUGUUGUCCAAGCAUUAUUUAAAAAUGUUGAUUGAAAAAUAAAAACUUUAUUUUUUCCUUUUACUGUAAACUACUGCAUCUUGUUACUGUAAUCAACAAUAAAGUACAUCAUGCUAAG